Molecule: messenger RNA, 2155 nt
Organism: Chrysoperla carnea
Lineage: Eukaryota; Metazoa; Arthropoda; Insecta; Neuroptera; Chrysopidae
Product: E3 ubiquitin-protein ligase RLIM-like
Exons: 7
Coding region: 190-1113 (307 amino acids)
Source: RefSeq, a predicted model, not a curated record
GGCAUUGAUUAAAAAUUUGUAAUUAAUUUCAUAAAGUUGGGUUAGAAAUUGACUUCUUUCUGUUUUGAGACAAAUUCAUUCAAAUUAAAUUGAUCAUUUGUGGAGAUUGAUCAACAUUUCUAAAUUUUUCGAGACAACGACAAUAUUCUAAAAUCAUUUCAUUUCAUCGAAAUUUAUAACGCAAUUACGAUGGAACGUCAACGUAAUGGUAGUGAAUCAGAAACAGGAGAAAGUGAUACACCUGGUGAUGUGAUACCUCAAAAUUUCAAUUUACCAAGACCUAAUAGUCGCACGAGAACUUCCAGUGAGGAAGAGUUGACUUUGUUAAGUGAAAAUGCAGAUCCGAAUGUCCAAGAUCCACAUCAAAGACAUUCAUUAUUUUGGCCACCAAGUUCAACUCCAGAUAACCCAGCACGAAGAACACGAGGAUCAGCAAGUGCUACAUAUCAUUGGAACAAUAUUCCACCAUGCAGGGUACGACAAAAUCGUCCUUGGUCAUCGAGGGAACGAUAUUUCAGCACUCCUCACAUAAUGAACCAACAACUACCGUAUCUUUACUAUCGCCAAUAUCUCCGCCAAGAAAUACUACGAAGUUACAUGGCCCCAGUGAAUCAAUUACGGGAUCAAUUCUUAUUAAGACAUCAACCGAUGCCGUUGCCACUUCCUGCAUUCGCCUAUAAUUCAACUGGUAAUAGACCAAUUAUGCAGUUACGCCGUGCCUACGUAGCACCACAAAACAUUAGACAUGGAAAUUCUGGAAGUAGCAGUGGCAGUAACGGUAGCAAUUCUUCGCAGCCCUCAUCGCUUACGGGUUCUCAACCAAAUCCAAACGGUGUCCCAAUGGUGGAACGUUUUAAUUUCAUUGGUAUGGGGGAAACCGACAUACACAACAACACUGAUUUGCUGUUAAAACAAGAUGAAACCGAAGAUGAUAUGACUUGUGUCAUAUGUAUGUCAUUAACAACGAAACUGGAAUUAUUACGUAAACUACCAUGCCGUCAUAUUUUUCACAAGGAUUGUAUUGACAAGUGGUUAGGAUUUAAUGGAAUAUGUCCGACAUGUCGACGUGAUGUGCGAUUGCGCAGACAAUCAACACCACCUGCUUCACAUUAAUAAUCAAAAUAAUAAUGGGGGGCCUCACAUUAAACGAACUAAACAACAGCUCAUAUCGACUGAUCAAAAGCUCAAUAAUAAUUUUAUUUUUUUGAGUAAAUUACAAACUUUAAUGGAUAUUUUUUUAAAUUUAAUAUAUAUUAUAUACGUUCAAUUUUCUUAAGCCACAUUUUCGAUUUGAACUUUUCAAGGCCAAUUCUUCGAAUUUCGUUCAAAACUAUUUUAAAGCAUCGCUCUCGUGAUUCAAAACUUUGCUGGAACGAUUAAUCAACGCCAAUGAUAAUUUUUAUUACAUUAAAAUUGAUCAAAUUUAUAGUUAAUAAAAAAGUGACCUAUAUUCAGUUCGAUUACUCCUUUUACUUUGCUGAGUUCUUCCAAUUUUAUCGUGUGUCAAAUACUUGACACCCGAACUGGAUUAUUGUUUAUUCGAAUUUUUGUAAAUUAAGAUAACUCAAAAGCAAAGAAACAAUUUUUUCGCUAUUUGAAUUAAUGAACACAAAAGCUCAAUUUAAAUCAGAAUUCACAAUCCCAGUACCAAAUUGAGUGUCUUCGGACCAUGGGCAAAAAUAGAUUCCCUAACGUGAAUGUGGUUUUAGCAAAAUAUAAAAUUUCUAUUAUCUAAUAUAUUCCAUUUCGUCGGAGUGUUUUCUAAUUCGAGUACAACAAUAAUUUCAUUUUGGUUUUCGAAGAUUCGUCCUAGGGAAUUUGUGUAAUGUUUAUCCUAACAGUCAUUAGCUUAGCCGCCAGAGGAUUUAGAAAACAAAAUGGAGUUAGACUAAAUUCCAUAGAAAUGAAAUUUAGAUAGGAUUUUCAUUUUGGCGAAAAUUGUUUGUAACAAUUUCGAUCGAAUUUAUUCGAAAAAAUAUUUUCUACAGUUGUUAGUUUUUUAAGGAUAAACUUGAGCUGACUUUUAAACAAUGAAAGUUUAAAACAUCAAUUUUUAUCAGAGCCAUUUUUUCGCCAAAAAGAUCCAAAUAAAAAUUGGUAAUAUUAAUUGGCUGAAAAAAGUGUAGUUUUUAGGAGAUUUUCAAAAAUUGUUGUA